Cololabis saira (Pacific saury) is the source of this 6561-nucleotide messenger RNA. It is a transcript of the gene ctnnd2b, whose product is annotated as catenin (cadherin-associated protein), delta 2b. The record is from RefSeq and is a predicted model, not a curated record. Bases 353 to 4075 code for a protein of 1240 amino acids. Gene Ontology annotation, cellular component: postsynaptic density; adherens junction; plasma membrane. Lineage: Eukaryota; Metazoa; Chordata; Actinopteri; Beloniformes; Belonidae. The transcript is spliced from 25 exons. Gene Ontology annotation, biological process: dendritic spine morphogenesis; cell-cell junction assembly; cell-cell adhesion. Gene Ontology annotation, molecular function: cadherin binding.
GAGAGUGAGAGCACCUCUGUCGCUCUCCCAGCCUCCUCUCCUGUGCGCAGUGCUCUGCUCCGGCCGCUCCUUCCUUUCCUACCUUCCUCCCUUCUCUCCUUCCUUCCUCGUGUCCUCCCCACAGCUGGCUCUCUCGUCUGUCGGAUGCUGCUGCUGCUGGCUUUCCCCUUCUCUCACUGAACCGAGCGGGAGGAGCAAAUACUUCCGAGGGCUGGAAUGGCUGACUAAACUACCUGUUCUGCAUGGUCUGAAUUUGCGGGGAAUUUCACCACGUCGGUCGGAGACGAGGGGGGAGUCCAGAGGGAAGAAGAGGAGGCUCUCCAUCCCACGAGGGAAUUGAUUUUACAGAGGUAUGCCAGUGCCUGAGGUGGCAUCUGACACUGCCAGCGCUGCUGCCAUGUUGAGCCCUGUCCUCAAUGCCUCCAAUGGAGACGGCUCGGAGUCCGAAACCACCUCCGCCAUCCUCGCCUCCGUCAAGGAACAGGAGUUGCAGUUUGAACGUCUGACCAGGGAGCUGGAAGCCGAACGACAGAUUGUUGCCAGUCAGCUGGAGAGAUGCAAGCUCGGCUCUGAGACUGGAAGCAUGACUAGCAUCAGCUCAGCAGAUGAGAAGUUUCGCUGGAACAAUCAAGAUGGACAGAAGGACAUAGAAGAGGAGCUGACGACAGGCUUAGAGCUGGUGGAUUCGUGCAUCAGAUCACUCCAGGAAUCAGGCAUCUUGGACUCGCAGGACAGUUCUGCAGGAGACAGACAAGGACUCCUGUCCCAAAGCGCUUUGCAGUUCAACAGCCAGGAUGCUUAUGCAGCAGCUGGGUACCACAGUAACCAAGGGCUGACACUUGGAGAGACAGUUAGUGCCCGUAGCGGGCAGGUCGGAGGGGCAGUUCACAGCUACAACCAGGUGACAUCGAGCCGAGCAGCUGCUCACUUCAUGGGCACAGACUCUCCCUCUCAGUCCCAGAGAGAUUCAUUUGCUCAGCAGGCCCUUGGCAGCGCUUUCCAGAUGCCCACUGAGGUUGGAUCUGCACCGGCUGGACACCCCAUGUAUUACUCUUGUGCCACUUUGCCUGCACAGCGUGUGAGCUCACCGCUGCAGGCCGUGGGAUCCCCUACCAAGCUGCAGCGUCUGGGAUCGGCCUCCGCCGACAUGCCCAGCUACGCCACGCUGCAGAGAGUGUCCUCCCCCAAACAGUCGCCCAGCCGACUCGCCAAAUCCUACAGCACCUCGUCGCCCAUCAACAUGGUAGCAUCGGGCGGCGCGGGUUCCUCCUCUCCACUCCCCAUGGCCGGCUCCCCCGGAGGAAACCACAGCUCGUCGCCCAUCCACCAGCUCAGCUCGGCGAUCGGAAGCUACGCCACGCUGUCUCCCACCAAGCGUAUGCUGCACCACAUUGGAGGGGAUACCUACAAGAUUUCCCAUGAGCUUUACGCUAACGCAACCCUGCAAAGGCCUGGUAGCCUGGCAGGUAGAGGCUCCAGAGGGUCCUACAGCAGCCAGCACAGUCACCUGGGCGCAGAACUGCGACCGCUUCAGUCCCCUGAACACCACAUCGACCCCAUCUACGAAGACAGAGUCUACACCAAACCCAACCUCAGAGGACAAGUGGUGAACCAGUUGUACCAAGAGGUCCUCAACUAUCUGUUUUAUCCUUACACUCCUGUUCCCGCUCUAGCCCCGCCUUCCCCUGGUGUUGAUCCAAUCCCCUUGCAGCGUACUGGAAGCCAGAGCGCCGUCGCCACUUUUCAGAGAGGCAGCUUUGCCGCAGGAGGCGGGUCUGCCGACUACGCCAAUCCGUACCGCACUCUGCAGUUCUGCCCGUCCACCGAGUCGCCUUACAGCAAGUCGGGCCCCGCCCUCCCCCCUGAGGCUGCUCUUGGCCGCUCCCCAUCGGUGGACAGCAUUCAGAAGGACCCCAGGUACGACCCCGAAUUCCUUGUGUGGAAUCAAAAUCAAGCCGAGCAAAGAAUGACAAAGGAGUUUGGCUGGAGGGAUCCAGAGCUGCCAGAGGUGAUCCAGAUGUUGCAGCACCAGUUUCCAUCAGUCCAGUCCAACGCCGCUGCCUACCUCCAGCACCUCUGCUUUGGAGACAACAAGAUCAAGUCUGAGAUCCGCCGGCAAGGUGGGAUCCAGCUGCUGGUGGACCUGCUGGAUCACCGGUUGACGGACGUGCACCGCAGCGCCUGCGGAGCACUCAGGAACCUGGUCUACGGCAAAGCUAAUGACGACAACAAGAUUGCCCUGAAGAACUGUGGCGGUAUUCCAGCUCUGGUCCGACUACUCCGGAAGACCACAGACGUGGAGAUCCGAGAGCUGCUGACAGGUGUUCUGUGGAACCUCUCGUCGUGUGAUGCCCUGAAGAUGCCCAUCAUCCAGGACGCCCUGGCGGUGCUGACCAACGCUGUGAUCAUCCCACACUCCGGCUGGGACACGUCCCCACACACCCAGGAGGACCGCAAGCUGCACCUGCACUCCUCCCAGGUCCUCCGCAACGCAACGGGCUGUCUGCGGAACGUGAGCUCUGCAGGUGAGGAAGCACGGAGGAGGAUGAGGGAGUGUGAGGGGCUGACAGAUGCUUUGCUCUAUGUCAUCCAGACCGCUUUGGGGAGCAGUGAAAUCGACAGCAAGACUGUGGAGAACUGCGUGUGCAUCCUGAGGAACUUGUCGUACCGCCUGGCUGCAGAGACGUCUCACAGCCACCAGGGGGGGUCAGAGGAGCUGGACGGCUUGUUCUGUGACACCAGCGGCAAGGACACGGAGAGCUCCGGGUGUUGGGGAAAGAAGAAGAAGAAAAAGAAGGGACACGAUCAGUGGGAUGGCGUCGGCCCAUUUCCAGAUUUGGCAGAGCCCCCGAAAGGCAUCCAGAUGCUGUGGCACCCCUCCAUCGUCAAGCCUUACCUCACACUGCUGUCUGAGUGCUCCAACCCAGACACCCUGGAGGGCGCGGCUGGAGCUCUGCAGAACCUAGCAGCCGGCAGCUGGAAGUGGUCCGUCUACAUCCGAGCUGCAGUGCGCAAAGAGAAGGGUCUCCCCAUCCUGGUGGAGUUACUGAGGAUAGACAACGACCGGGUGGUGUGUGCUGUGGCUACUGCCCUGAGAAACAUGGCUCUGGACAUCAGGAACAAGGAGCUCAUCGGCAAAUAUGCCAUGAGGGACCUGGUGCACCGCUUACCCGGGGGCAGCAACAACAACAACACGAGCAGCGGGGAGGGAGGAAGCUCCAACGGCAGCGGCCUGGUGGGGAAGACCAUGUCGGACGACACCAUCACAGCCAUUUGCUGCGCGCUGCAUGAGGUCAUUACCAAGAACAUGGAGAACACCAAAGCCCUGAGGGAUGCCGGUGGCAUCGAGAAGCUCAUCAGCAUCGCCCGCAGCAAGGGAGACAAAAUUCCCAGACAUAGUCCCAAAGUGGUGAAAGCAGCUUCUCAAGUGUUGAACAGCAUGUGGCAGUACAGAGACCUACGCAGCCUUUACAAGAAGGAUGGCUAUUCACAAUAUCAUUUUAUUGGCUCCUCCUCCACGAUAGAGCGGGACAGGCAGCGACCUUAUUCUUCUUCUCGUACUCCAUCCAUCUCUCCCGUACGGACCUCGCCUAACAAUCGAUCUGCGAGCGCUCCUGCAUCACCCAGAGAGAUGAUGGCGUUGAAGGAGAGAAAGGCAGACUACGAGUCGACAGGCAAUGCCAGUUACCUUGGCAACAAGGGCGAACACACAUCCCGGAAGGACACGAUGACGGGUCAAAUCUCUGGUGGGUCGUCAACAUUACACAGAGGAGCCUACGUUUCCCCCACUGAUGACCUUAAGUAUAAUCAGGUCUCUUCUCAAGGCUUGCAGUCAGAACCGUAUCCCCCUUUCCAGAAUCCACCCCCACCCGACAACGGCAACUACGAGGAUCAGGCCUUCUACGAGAACCAGGUCCACGCGGGCGGGCGGCCCCCGCAGGGGGAUCUCAACAUGCACCUGCAGGGCCUCAAGUCCACCGGGAACUAUGUAGACUUCUAUUCAGCCUCUCGGCCCUACAGCGAGCUCAACUACGAGACCAGCCACUACCCAGCCUCCCCAGACUCCUGGGUCUGAGAGAAGACGAGGGUGGAGGGGGAGGAGAGGAGGACAGGAGGAGGAGGAGGACGGGGUGAAUGAUGGAUACUGAACACUGAUACAGAGUGGGGACUGGGAUAGUUUUAAAAGUGGAGCGAAAGCUGAGAGGACAGUCUCUCCUUCCUCAUCCUCCGCUGUACUUCCUGAGUAGCAUUAUAGAUAACAGGACGAAGGACAGGGAGGAUGGAGCACAAGAACGGAGAGAUAAGGAGAGGAGGAUUCACUUCCUUCCAGGACAUCUGAAGGGGGCGGGGCGGGGAACAAAAGAGGACCAGAAGCAAACCAGAGUGGCCACGCAUGUGCAUGCACAACCACCGACCGAACUGACGGACACAUUUUCUUUCUAGGUUAAGUUCAUGAUAAAAACAACCCCCCGGGCCCCUGAAGGCGUUUGGAUAGAGAACGUGAAAGAGACGGCGAUGUCGAGAGCGUGAAUGGGAUGGAGAUGCAUGAAGGCAUAUAUUGGUUCAAGAGCUGGGAUUAAAAAGGACUACAAAGAGAAAAGUGGAUCAGUGGACUCUGCUGGGAGGUUUUUGCAGACGUCAGCGAAAGACGCCAGAGAAACGUGUGUGAAACCUGUAAAUAUGCGGUAGAGCGUCAUGGCUUGUAGUAAUGUAAAGCACAAGAAGCAGAGCUGUAGGGCAUGUAGGACUUCUUUCACACAAACUUUGGUGUUUCUCCACGGCUUCAGCAAGACGUUUCCUCCUCCCUGAGCAAAGAAGAGCCUCUGAACUUUUGGUUACUGGUUACAUUUUUUAAGUUGUUGUCGUUGUUGUAUCUCUUUCUUUUUGUUGUGUUUCUACUUUUUUAAUUCUUGUUGUAUAAUAUUUGAUGUACACUGUACAUAUAAGGAGAUGUAUUGUGUACUGUACAUUACACUAUUUUUUUGUGUCAUGUGUCAACCUCACCUCCUUCACUAACUACCCCAUUGAAAACACACACAUGCACAAAAUAACUGCACUCAGAUUUUCUAAACUUGUCAUGGAUGUUGAUGUGCUACCAAUGUGAAACACUGGACAUGAAGUGCUGGGUCACGGUGCUCCUUACACUGCCCUACUCUGAGGAGAUGCCCUGAAAGCUGAAGAAAUGCUCAAAUAGAUGAGCAGCUUCUUCUGCUCUGCCUUUUUUUUUGUUUUUUUCUUUCCUUCUUUUCUCCAAGGCUGGCUUUAGUAAAGCAAAGCCUAUAUUUUCACAAUAACUUCACAAAUUCUCUCUAUUAGUUCCCGCAAGCCCUCCCUUCCGGAUGACAUAUGUCUCAUUGUGUACAUAACCGUGCCAAACAAGCGUUACUCCCCCUCGGCUGAAGAGGGGACGUCAAGUUUGCAUUAAAAGGGUCCAAGUUCAGCUGAAGGUUUUUCUGCUGAACAUUCUCAGUUCUAACGAUACCAGUUUGUAAAUGCUUUGUUUUUUCUAAACUGUGUUUUACUGAGAUGAGAAUAUCUCACCGCACCAACACGAGGGAGAAAAUUAUCCUAAAAAAGAAUAACCUAUGAAGAAAAAUUGAAAAGAAGCCCCAUAGAGGGACAAUGGGACUGGACGGAGCUUCAAUUCCUCUCACGUUGUCCAAAAUUAGUUGAUUUCUGUGUUGUAAAAUAGUCAAUGUUUGAAGUACAAAAAAAAACAAAAAAAAACUUUUCUGAGAGUUGGGUGGCAAUUCUAACUUCAUGGUAGACAAAUCUGUUAAUAGAGUAAGGAUAUAUAUUAUAUAAAUAUAAAUAUAUAUACUUUUUAUGUACAGAUGUGGAUGUCACUUACAGCAGCAACAUUACGGGAAAAGACUUGUGGGGGGAAAAAAAACAGCUACAUGUAGUAAUUUUGUUUACAUCUUAAUUUCUGGUUAACACACUAAAUUGUCAAAUUUGUGUAGUAAUGUUGUUGCUAUGUGGAGUAGAGUAGACCAGGGCCCAGGGAUCCAUGUUGUCACUGAAGCUACAUCCAUGAGAAGUGUUUCUAACAAGUCUGUAUUUUAUCAGUGCACUAAAUAAUUGCACCCCCUCUGCUGCAUUGAUUACAAAACUAUGGAUUUUUCUAGGUAUUGUCUUUUUUUUAAUUUCCUACCAACACACACAAACAUACACACCAUCCUUCUGAAGAAAAUCAGCAUCCAUGAAUGCAUGAGUAUUUUGUCAUCAGAUAGGAGUAAAGACGUGACAACAGACCCUGGCUCUCCCUACCCUCUGCUGUUUAGAAGUCCUAGAGGUUCUCAUCCAAUGCUUUAAAAGUGACUCAUAAUGCUACUGUUCCCCACAAAAACACACACUGGAUGAAAAGCAGAUGUACUGUAUUUGUUAGUAAGCAUCUAAAAACUGACGUUAUGUAUGUCUUUGUGAUCCUUAGGCAGAAAAACCUGACUAUAACACCUGUAUGGAGAUAUAACGUCAGUGACCUUUUUGUUGCUAGACCAAAUGUGUUUGAAAAAGAGAAUUGUGAAACUUUCUAUUGCCUCAAACAGAUUGCAACUGCUC